Beta vulgaris subsp. vulgaris (sugar beet) is the source of this 864-nucleotide messenger RNA. RefSeq lists its product as uncharacterized. The record is from RefSeq and is a predicted model, not a curated record. Lineage: Eukaryota; Viridiplantae; Streptophyta; Magnoliopsida; Caryophyllales; Amaranthaceae. Bases 1 to 864 code for a protein of 287 amino acids. The transcript has 2 exons.
AUGAGUAUUUUGGAAUAUGCUAAUAAAUUCAUGGAGUUGUCGAGGUUUGCACCUGAGUUAGUGACUAGUGAGCAGUCAAGGAUGAACCAUUUUGAACGAGGUGUUCAGCUCAAGUAUCAGGAUAGGUUGGCAUCUCAAAGGUUCACUUCAUACAAGGAUAUGGUUGAUAUUCUUGUUAAUGUGGAACGAGUAGUAUUGCUUCGAGAAUCCAAAAAUAGUAACUUCAAGAGAAAUGACAGUGGUCAAUCUCAUUAUAGGGGUCAAGGUUAUCAUGGAGGUAACCGAGUUCUAACUACUGGGCACCUAUGCGGGAGUCGUAAUCAUUAUGUCAAGGAUUAUCCAAAGCCAUCAGGAACAAAUAAUGGCAUUGGAGGAACAUCUUCAACCGGUACUAAUCGCAACGGAAACAACAACACCGUUGGAGCAUAUCGUAAUCCACCACAACAAGCACCGACAGGAAGAAUCUAUGUCAUGAGGCAAGAUGAAGCUGAGAAUGAUGACACUGUUAUUACCGAUACCUUCUCUAUCCAUUCUUUACCUGUCCAUCUUUUAUUUGAUUCUAGAGCUUCACAUUCCUUUAUUUCCGCAUUGUUUGCCAAAAGCCUGAAAUUGCAACCAUCAUGUGACUUUCCCUCUCUAAGUUUUGCCCUACCUACUGGAGAAAUUGUGAGAUGUGGAGUCAUGUAUAGAAUUUGUCCAAUUUUAUUGGGGAAAGUUGAGUUUCUAGUUGACCUUGUAGAAUUUGAGUUAUCUGAGUUUGAUGUGAUCUUGGGGAUGAAUUGGUUGACUAAAUAUGAGGCUGACAUCAAUUGUGUUAAGCAUAGUGUGACCCUUAAAGCACCUUAUGGGCGUAGACUUUCAUAA